Messenger RNA from Arabidopsis arenosa, 1522 nucleotides. Lineage: Eukaryota; Viridiplantae; Streptophyta; Magnoliopsida; Brassicales; Brassicaceae. The record is from the annotation of a GenBank genome assembly.
AGAAAGACAAAUUUCUUGCAAUUGAAGGUGAGAUUUGGGGAUAGGGAAAUUGAGGAAACCCUAGAACAAGUACGGUCUUUAUUUUGCUUUAAUGGGUCGCGAAUCUCUGGCUGUUGUGACUGCGCCGCCCUCGGCGACUGCUCCGGGUACUGCUACUGCGGCUACCUCGCUUGCUCCUGGCUUCCGAUUUCAUCCGACUGAUGAGGAACUCGUGAGCUAUUACUUGAAGAGGAAGGUUCUGGGCAAACCUGUACGCUUCGAUGCGAUUGGAGAGGUCGAUAUCUAUAAGCAUGAGCCCUGGGAUUUAGCAGUGUUUUCGAGGUUGAAGACAAGGGACCAAGAAUGGUACUUCUACAGCGCAUUAGAUAAGAAGUAUGGAAACGGCGCUAGGAUGAACCGAGCAACUAACAGAGGCGGGCGUGCCCCAGACGGGCUUCGGACUAAUUGGGUCAUGCACGAGUAUCGCCUUGUGGAAUAUGAAACCGAGAAAAACGGAAACCUUGUGCAAGAUGCAUAUGUGUUGUGCAGAGUCUUCCACAAGAAUAACAUUGGGCCACCAAGUGGGAACAGAUAUGCGCCGUUCAUGGAAGAGGAAUGGGCUGAUGAUGCAGGAGCUCUGAUUCCAGGAAUAGACGUUAAGCUCAGGCUAGAGCCGCCGCCAGUAGCCAAUGGAAACAACCAGAUGGACCAGGAAAUCCAGUCAGGCAGCAAAAGUCUCAUCAACAUCAAUGAGCCACCGAGAGAGGCAGCUCCAAUGGAUAUCGAACCUAACCAACAGAAUCAUCAUGAGAAUGAGCUCAAGCCGCAGGAGCAUAACAACAAUAAUAAUUAUGAUGAAAACGAGGAAACGCUCAAACGCGAGCUCACGGAAGAAGAUGAGCGUCCUGCUCCACCUGUAUGCGUUCUCAACAAAGAAGCUCCAUUACCUCUCCUGCAAUACAAACGUAGACGCCAGAAUGAGUCAAACAACAACUCAAGCAGGAACACACAGGACCAUUGUUCGUCCACAACAACAACCGUCGACAAUACAACCACCUUAGUCUCAUCAUCUGCCGCUGCCACCAACACUGCCAUCUCUGCAUUGCUUGAGUUCUCACUCAUGGGUAUCUCCGACAAGAAAGAAAAGCCGCAGCAACCGCUACGUCCUCACAAGGAACCUUCUCCUCCUCAAACUCCAGUUGCAUCUCCUGAAGAGAAGGUUAAUGAUCUCCAGAAGGAGAUUCACCAGAUGUCUGUUGAAAGAGAAACUUUCAAGCUUGAAAUGAUGAGUGCAGAAGCUAUGAUCAGUAUUCUCCAAUCAAGGAUCGAUGCGCUGCGUCAGGAGAACGAGGAACUUAAGAAGAACAAUGCCAAUGGACAGUAAAGGCUCUAAAACCAUCUCUCCAGGUUACUUCUUCUUGCUCUUCGCCUUUUAUUUAGCUUUAAUCUCCCUAAUAUUAUGAGCCAUCUAUGUAGCUCCUCUAGACGGAUUGCGAACCGUGUGAAUCUCUGUUGUAACAUAGGAUAAAACGGAUUCGAGCCC